UCGGGGCGCGAGAGGCGCGACCAGCGACAGCGGGAACAGCGGGAGCAGCGGGAGAGCCAGCGGGACGCGUCGCUGAUUGGCGGCCGCGCGCUUCGUGUGACACUUGCGAUUCGAUGUCUGCCCUGUGGUGCGCCUUCGCCGUUGCAGCGUAGGUCAUAUGAUUCUGUCAAUCGGCCUCACGCGAAAUUGACAAGUUGUCAGUGUGCGCAAAUUGUCGUCCCGGCCAGCGAUUGUCGGGUCACGUCUCGCGCAUACGUGUACGUAUGCGAGUGAGCGCGAACGGCGGUAAAGGCGUCAGUUAACAGCGUCGUGGCCCUACGUGCUUGGAGAAAAUGUCACUUUUCGGAGUGGGCAAUCCCUUUUCCACGCAAGUGGGACAAAAGAUCGAGUCUGCUACGGAUGGUAGCUUACCCAGCGAGAACUGGACGCUUAACAUGGAGAUAUGUGACAUUAUAAACGAAACCGAGGAUGGGCCGAAAGACGCUAUCAAAGCCAUCAAGCGCAGACUCAAUCAGGCGGCGGGCAAAAAUUAUACCAUAGUCAUGUAUACGCUUACCGUGUUGGAGACAUGUGUGAAGAAUUGUGGAAAACGUUUUCACGCUCUCGCUUGCUCGAGAGAGUUUGUGCAGGAUCUAGUGAAGCUAAUCGGCCCCAAGAACGAGCCACCUACAGCGGUUCAAGAGAAAGUUUUAAGCUUAAUCCAAACCUGGGCAGAUACAUUCCGUCAUCAGCCGCACACUCAAGGUGUCGUGCAGGUUUAUCAGGAAUUAAAGAUAAAGGGCAUACAGUUCCCGAUGACCGACCUGGAUGCAAUGGCACCAAUUAUCACGCCGGAAAGAAGUGUACCUGAAUCUGAGCAAAUUCCGGCGACCCUCGCUACGAAUGAGCAGCCCGCAUCUUUGGGAACGCAGCACCUACCUUCUCAAACGCCACAGUCCGUUGGCCAGUUGACUCAAUUAAGCGAACAGCAAUUGGCCAAAUUACAAAGUGAACUUGACGUCGUUCAAGGAAAUAUGCGCGUGCUGUCGGAAAUGUUGGCGUACUUUACGAGUUCGGAUCAAAGUUCCAAGCAACAGCCGGAUUCUGCGGAUCUUGAACUAUUGAACGAACUUCAUUCCACGUGUAAGGCAAUGCAGGAGCGUGUCGUCGAUUUGAUCGGUAAAUUGGCCCACGACGAGAUGACAGCGGAAUUAUUACGCAUUAAUGACGAAUUGAACAAUCUGUUUCUUCGUUACACGCGUUAUACGAAGAAUAAGAUGCAAGUACCGGCGAGCGCUAUAUUGGCCCAGACGAUUGCGCAUCCACCGAAUGCUGAAGCGACUCCAACUCGUGCUAAACGAGAAGCGGAAUCGCUUAUAGAUUUAUCCGACGACGUGGACAAUUUAGCAAAGCGGAUGAAUGAACUCGAUGCGGCUGAGGGUGUAGAUAAAAGCCCGCGACAAAAGGAGAAGAAAGAAGGGGACAACGAUGAAUUUGACAUGUUUGCACAGUCGCGCAAUGCAACGUAUGAGACAACAAAAAAUAGCAGCAGCAAGUAUGAGGAUAAUUUGGAGCAGGUGAGAGGAGGGAGCUUAAGCACGGCAAUUCUCAACCGCAAUAAUCCUAAAUUACCUCAACAGACCGCUGCUAGUGCUAGUCCGAGUCUGGAAUCUGAAUUCAAUGAAAUGGCAGCUUGGUUAGAUCGUACACCUGGAGCACAAGGGGAUCAAGAAUCCUUAACGUCGUCGGAGUUCGAGCGCUUCUUGGCAGAACGUGCAGCCGCGGCUGAAGCUUUACCAACGCUCUCUACAGCCACAACUGCCACGUCGAACACUUCGACUACCGGUAACCAGAACAUUCAGCGCCAGAUUAACAAAGAUCAAGACAAAUCUUUAUUCGCUCUUUAAGUACCUUGAAACUGUUUGUUGUGAAAAAUAGGGGGUUAAACUUACCGGGACUGCCGUGCUACUUUAAACGGCACGCAUCUACGAUUUUUCCCUCCGAACAAAAUCGCGCUCCCGACGUCGUCGACAAUUUAAACUAUGGAUUUGUAUUUUUAACAUAAGGAGCUGAAUAAGAUAGAAAUGCAAAGACGGUAAAGAGGGAAAAAAAGUACACAUACACACACACACACGUGAAUAAAUGCUUUGUGCUUGUACGUACUUAAUAAGGUAACUGAUGCUAUGCAGUCACGUUUGAGAUAUCGUUUCGGUUAUAAAAUUGUGGUCAUAUACACACGUAAUGUAGAUAAGUUGCUUUAAAGUUGUUCUCUGAACCAUUACUGAAUUUGUUUCUUACGUAAUAAUAGCGUGUUAAGCGUUUAAUUUACAUUUGUACAUAGACGACACCGCGUCCAUGGAAAUAUCCAGAUUAUGUCGCGACAGGUUUUUUCUUUUCCAUUACGAUAAAAUUUUGCCUCGGAGUCGCGAGUCGAGCGCGUGAGAUCCGCCAUUGGACGAAAUUUUCGGACUGACACGUGGAUAUCGGGACGAGUAUCCAGUUGAAUAAUCGAUCUUAUCUACAUAUUGACAAACUAUUUUUCUAUGUUGAAGUAAAUUUGGUCUCUCAGCUGUUUGACAUUCUAUAUACAGAGAUACAUUUUGCAGAUUUAUUAUUAUUUUUACUAUUAUAAUUCCUACUACUGUAGAGACUUUGUAGAGACUUUACUAUUGUAGAUUAAUAUGAAUUAGUAGCAUGAAUUUAUUAUUACUGCUAUUAUUACUGCAGUUACGUGUAAUAAUAUUAUAUAAAUGAGUAAUAUAUUCUGAAAUUAUUAUAAACGCAGCAGUAACAUUGGUGAUUAGAGAUUUUUUUUUUAUCCUACGUUUGCAGCUUUGAGAGAGGGAGAGAGGGGAACUCUUGUUUCUUUUCUUUUUCGCUUUACUCCUCGGGAUUUUAUCGAUUGCCUCCCCCCAACAUUUAGUACCGAUGUACUUCCUAUCUUAUAUUUGCUUACGUUUUUACUGUGUAUUUACGCAUACUUGGUGCAAAUAGGUGGCUAAAAGAAACAAGUACACCUGCGGUGCCUGUAUUAACUGAACUUGCAGUUGAUAAGGAGUUGAUCUGUACUCUUCACUUACGCAGAGAAAUAAAACUGUGCAUCACAACCAAAA
Molecule: messenger RNA, 3092 nt
Organism: Vollenhovia emeryi
Lineage: Eukaryota; Metazoa; Arthropoda; Insecta; Hymenoptera; Formicidae
Product: TOM1-like protein 2
Exons: 9
Coding region: 333-1886 (517 amino acids)
Biological process (GO): signal transduction
Cellular component (GO): membrane; endosome
Molecular function (GO): ubiquitin binding; phosphatidylinositol binding; clathrin binding
Source: RefSeq, a predicted model, not a curated record